This is a messenger RNA of Drosophila novamexicana, 453 nucleotides long. It is a transcript of the gene grim, whose product is annotated as cell death protein Grim. The transcript has a single exon. Lineage: Eukaryota; Metazoa; Arthropoda; Insecta; Diptera; Drosophilidae. The record is from RefSeq and is a predicted model, not a curated record. Bases 1 to 453 code for a protein of 150 amino acids.
AUGGCAAUUGCUUACUUUAUACCCGAUCAGGCGCAACUGUUGGCCAGAAGCAGGCAACAAAGUGCGCAACAAGCGACAGGCAGCGUCGGCUCUAGUCCAGCGAAUCCCAGGCAUAACGAGUCCCGACAACAGCAGCAGCAUCGGCAGCAGCAACAACAACAACAACAACGACAACAUCGCACCGGCAACACACAAUUUCGCGCCAACAUAUCGGUGCCGCUGGGACGCGAACAGGGUGCCAUGUCCAUGUCGGAGUUCGGCUGCUGGGAGCUGUUGGCCCAAAUCUUUUGCUAUGCCUUGCGCCUCUACAGCUACAAUCCCGCACAGCGCAGGCCGACGGUCAUUCAAAUCUCGUUCGAGAUCAGCAGCAACACAAGCGAUGCAGAUGCAAAUAUAGAAGAUGCAGAUGGCGUUGGAGAUGUGACUGAUGCGACCGCGAAGCGACGGGAGUAG